GUCGUAUGGAUCUUCCGUUUUUUCUUAGUUUAAUAGUGAUUUUUUUCCGCGACUAGUGAUCAAAAGUAUAAUGUUGAACCACCAGUGUCUUUUUAUAAAAUGUAUGCAAACUAUAUACUUUUAUCGAUACGACAUAGCGUUUUUGUAUGAGUUUUUCGCGUACAACCUCCUCGGAUGUACUAAUAUGUUCAAAUGAAAAGAAACGUUUUCAUUGGAUAUCAUGUUUGCACAUUUACAUGUGACCGACAGGUUCCUUUUUAAUUUUAACAAGUCAGUUAUUGUAAAUUUUUAAAUAUUUUAGGGACAAACAACAAAUGAACAUGCGAAUAUAAAAAGUUUCAUGUUGCAGUGAAAAACAGUUUGAUUUGCGAAACAGUUUGAAUCGAACUGCUUGUGGCGAAAAGACCGAUAUAUAUGCAACGGUUCAGAACUGUUCACGAUUUAGGGCAGAGGAUGGGUAAGCGGCCGGAUGACUCAGCCAGUAGAGCCGCGGUACGGUAUUCCGAUUGUCUCGGGUUUGAGUCGCGGUCAGUCUGCACAUUUUUCUCACCCUGUGACAUUUACUGCCCAACGGGGGACCACGACUGAAUAUAGCUCAGAUUCUAAUAAGCAUUGCUCUGUAACCCUGAGAAACUCGGGGACGAAUUUCAAUAUCGCGUGGAAGUAUGUCACGGUUCAGGACUGUUAACGAUUUACGGGAGAGGAUUUGUAUGCGGCCGAAUAGCUCAGUCGGUAGAGUCGCAAAACUGUAUUCCGAAGGUCCGGGUUCGAGUCCUGGUCAGGUUGAACAUUUUUCUCACCCUGUGACAUCAAUAUGUAAUAUCGGUUUGUAAAGUCGGUCGGAAUUACAAUCGAAAUAUUGGAUCUAAUUCUUUUGUUGAUAAACUGUACUGACACGGCAGGUGUAAACAUGCAUAUAAACGUUGCCUUUAGUUUAUAUGACACUGUUAUCUGCCAAUCAUAUUACUCGCAUUGUUAUUGGUCUUUGUUAUAUUAACAAGUUGCAAGUUAAUUGGCAAGUCGAUAAAGAACAUUGUCUUUGGCCAUUUACACGCACACACAUUAUCAAAGGCACACGGUAUCGUCCCAGGACAGAUCAAUUAAGAAAUAACGCAAUGCAGUGUCUAUAAACAAAGUAUACUGGACGAAGGACUUCACAUGAAGAAAAACGUAGAAAGUUAAAUGGCAAAAGCAAGGAAUAUCGAGUGUCGAGACACGGACAGAUCUGAAAAUAGGAGGACAGUUUUAAGCAUAGCAGCGCAAAACGGAAAUUUAGAUGAUGUUGUAAAAUUGAUAAACGAUGGUGAAGAUAUCAAUAUGGAAGACAAUUUUUGGAUGAGACCAAUUCAUUAUGCUGCCGCAUAUGGAAGAACGGAAGUAUUUACAAUGCUUGCUGAGCAGUCAAAGAUGAACGUCAACAACUCCAAAUGGAACUGUUUAGAUUUAGCAAUUGACAACAACCAUCCUGAAAUAGUUCUAGCAAUUCUUCGAAGUAAAACAUUACAAUGGGAAGAAAUGUUGCGAACAAAAACGUGGACAGAUUCUGAUUCGUUUAAUGAUACUCCGAUGAGAAAGCUUAUCAGAAAAAUGCCAGAAGUUGCGAGGGAGGUGUUUAAUAAAUGCACAGAAAUUGGAGGAUCUCAAAACGAAUUUAAAGUUGUGUUCAAGUAUAAAUAUUUGGAUGACACAAACCAUCUUUAUGGCUGGAAGAAAAAUUUCCAUACUUUCAUUGCAUCAGAAGAUGCAGAUAAGGUACGAUGUAAAGAGUGCUACCCAUGUCAGUGUAUUCAUCGUUUGCCUACCAAGAAAGGUGGAAAAAUAAAAACAGGAUGCCAGUAUUGCGACGGAUCAAGAUUUUACGAAGAAUCAAAAUGUUGUGAGGAUUGUCGUACAUUUAUUUUUCCCUGUCAGACAGCAGAAUCACAGGAACGUAAAGGAGGUCCGUACUCAAAUGAUAGAAACCACAUUAAGGAAAACCACCCACUGAUGAUAAUGGUAAAAUCCAAACGAAAUGAACUGUUAGAUCACCCUUUAGUGUCUGCUCUACUGAAAAAGAAAUGGUCAAGCAUUGGUCUUAUAUUCAGUAUUGUGAACUGUCUAGUUUAUGCCGUCUUUCUGGCACUGUUGACAGGGUUUACACUCUCAUUACCAGCACCUUACCAGCUCAAAAAUAUUUUGCCAUCCAACAUUUCUGAAUGUGAAAAUAUCAGUUCUUUGCCGUCCAAUAUUUCUGAAUGUCAAAAGGUUACAGACGAGGCUGAACCAAUUUCUGGAUUUGCGUCUUUUGUCAUAUUUGGAAUUAUCCUCCUGGCUUCAAUAGAACUAAUUAUUGAG
Molecule: messenger RNA, 2334 nt
Organism: Ruditapes philippinarum (Manila clam)
Lineage: Eukaryota; Metazoa; Mollusca; Bivalvia; Venerida; Veneridae
Product: transient receptor potential cation channel subfamily A member 1 homolog
Exons: 12
Molecular function (GO): protein binding
Source: RefSeq, a predicted model, not a curated record